Molecule: messenger RNA, 2223 nt
Organism: Labrus mixtus (cuckoo wrasse)
Lineage: Eukaryota; Metazoa; Chordata; Actinopteri; Labriformes; Labridae
Product: protein FAM124B
Exons: 7
Coding region: 91-1734 (547 amino acids)
Cellular component (GO): nucleoplasm
Source: RefSeq, a predicted model, not a curated record
AAAAAGGAUGCCUUUUCAUUUCAGCCCGACGACCCGCUCAAACUUUGUGUGGAGGAGGGCUUGACCAAAUGUGAAAGGUGGCAACAGACUAUGUUUCUAAGAGCGGCGGUGUUGAAGAUAGAAGACGAUGAAAACGUGGACUCCGGAGCUGAAACUGCAGAGUCUGACUACAGCAGGAUGUCAUCAUCUGGCAUUGAGCUCAUGACCAGCCAGGUCAGACAGAAACGGCCGCAGCAGCCACUCCUGCUAAUGAACCUUCAUCUGCUGUCCAACCCUGGAGACUCACUGCUCCUGCAGCAAACCCUGGAUCGCCUCCUCCGCUGGCUCUGUCCUAGCCUUCGCAUCUUCCAUGUGUCAGAGAGGGCCUGCCCGUUCAGAAGUUACACCCGUCUCUGUCCUGUGGCAGGCUUGCCUUCUCUGGCCAUCACUUUCUUCCUCCAUGAGGCAUAUGGAGAGGAGCGAAUCCUCAAAGUGGUGGACUUCUUCCAGCGUCCACCGUGGCAGUACCACCACACCGAGAGCUGCAGCAGACAGGCCGUAGGGAUCCAUAUCACAUCCAGCAGCUCCCCCACCAAUGCACUAAUGCAGCCCUACCUCCUGCCCAGCAGAGACUUUUACAGCUUGGGUGCAGGGAUGCCUGUGUGGGGAGUUCGACCAGUACACUGUGGAGGAGAGAUACUGCGUGUGACGCUGUACAGUGGAUAUGACAACUAUGAGGACGCUGUGCGGCUCUAUGAGACGGUGUUGCAGCGACAGGCAGAGGAGCAGAAGACAGGCUUCUGCUGGUUCACUCUCCACACCGAGCCCGGGCUAUGCCUGCAGCUGGCUAUAAAACAGUUGUCACAAGGGGUUCGGGUGGAGCCAUGCAGCUCUGCUGUGCUGCAGUUCAGUGUGGAAGAAAUUGGACAGCUAGUUCCUCUGUUGCCAAAUCCCUGUACCCCAAUCAGCACUACACGCUGGCAGACAGAAGACCUUGAUGGCAACAAAGUACUUUUCCAGGUGAAUACCCCAACCCAACCUCAGCGGCCUCUGACCUGUGCUUUCCCUCUGUCCUACCCCAGCGUGUCCCCUCGAGGAAUGCAGCUCAGGAGCUCAGGACAGAGUCACAGCCUGUCGCCCUGCAGCCUGCCAACAUCGCUGCCCAGGCAGACACGCAGGCAAGGUCCCAGGCCGCGCAGUGACCCCGUCCUGGAGAAGCUUCAUGGCGGAGCAGAGAGUCUGGGAUCAGGAAGCUGCUGCAGCACCCCUCCAGGCAGCUCCUGUUACUCAUCGCAGCGCAGCAGUCCCUCAACCACCAAUCACCCUGAGUCUCCUCUGCGCCCCUCUAUAACCCGCUCCCUCUCCCAUCUCCUUCUGGAGGAGGAAGAGGAGCCAGAGACCAACGUGGACACUGGAGUUGCUGUCACACCUCGCUCUGAAACUGCUGUCACAACAAUCAUUCGCUCUUCUUCCAUGGACCUUUUAAAUACACCCAGUUCUGAAAGACCUGCAGCUGUUGGGGCAUCAGCCAGGCAUGGUCUGGCCAAGGAACUGAUUGAAUGUCUGCCAUUGAAGCAUAUAACACUGCAGGGCCCCUCGCAGACAAGGGGCUACGCGGGUUGUCUAGAUGCAGCCAGGCAGGGCUGUGGAGGCAGGACUCAGGCAGCAGGACAGAGUCCCUCCAAAAGGCCUGUAGUGGAGCUGCUGUCAACAGGCUCAAACAGCGACCAGCAAGUAGAUGAGUUCUUCAUCUAAAAACCCUCCAAUACACAGCUCCCUGUGGUGAUGAGCACACUGCAGACAAGAUGAGACACCCUGUAAGUGGAUCUGAAGUCAUGCUGGAGGACACAGCUGAGCAGCCUGACAUCUUCUGUUGUCAUGAUUGCUGCUCUUGUGUCAAAGUUUGGCUGCAGGUGACACUUUCCACUCAGAAGUUAUUUGAAGUCUAGAUUCUGAAAAUGGUUAAAUUCAUCUCAUGAGUUUUAAUGACUAUAAUGUACAAUGCUUCUAAUCUGUUUGGUACCUGUAGACAAAGUGGAACAAGAUCACUUAUAUAUUUGAAGGCAAUGCAGCUAAUGAAACAAUGAAUGUCUUUUCAUAUCACUAAUGAUAUGUGCAGCUAAUGUGCUAAAAUGCAUCAAUGAGAAUAGUAAAACAUGAAGGAAGCGCUCUGUAUGAGGAGUUAUUGUCAGGAUAUUAUGCCAGUCCAAUCCUCUGUAAGAUAAAUCAUGUCUCGAUGAGAGA